AUGGUAGAUUUCACUGUGCAGUUUCUGAUGGUAGUGAUUUCAGAUUUAAGAGUUCAUUUGACUAUGUUUGUAGACACAUGUCUAGCUGUAGGAAUUGCUCUAAGCUUAGCCACAAUCUGUGGCUACACAGUUGCCAACUGUUUCAGCAAUAACAUUCUUUGCAUAUACAUUGCUUUCAUGUGGUGUUUUCUUUUCCUGGAAGUUGUGGUGAUUGUCAAUAUAUACUUCAGGAUGGACUGGCUAGCGAAAAUCAAUAAGUACAUCGGUGAGAAUCAGUCAGAAUUCAAGAGUUUUAUUCUAUUCCACUUGAUGAUGAGUCGCAUUAUUCUCAUUUUAUCUUUAGUACCACAGGUAAGUGCAGUUGCUGUAGCGAACAUUCUGCGGGUUGUAGGUAUUGAGAGGAUGUCUAGAUACCAUUUGGAUGUGGCUAAUUUCCAUCAAUCUUUUCUUGUGGUACCCGAUUCAUGUGAACCCGAGAACUCAUAACAUAGGUUGGACUAUUAAAGUUUUCUUUAUUUAAAUUUAUUUUAUUUAUUAUUAUUUGUUAUGUAAAAAUUUAUUGUAUUUUAUUUUAAUUUUUUUCAGUUUAGAAUAAGAAUACUUCAGUGAACAAUC
This is a messenger RNA of Gastrolobium bilobum, 615 nucleotides long. RefSeq lists its product as uncharacterized. The coding region runs from base 1 to 486 and encodes 161 amino acids. Lineage: Eukaryota; Viridiplantae; Streptophyta; Magnoliopsida; Fabales; Fabaceae. The transcript is spliced from 5 exons. The record is from RefSeq and is a predicted model, not a curated record.